Myotis brandtii (Brandt's bat) is the source of this 1157-nucleotide messenger RNA. RefSeq names its product protein argonaute-2-like. Gene Ontology annotation, molecular function: RNA binding; protein binding. NCBI's taxonomy places the organism in Eukaryota, Metazoa, Chordata, Mammalia, Chiroptera, Vespertilionidae. The transcript is spliced from 4 exons. The record is from RefSeq and is a predicted model, not a curated record.
UUUCUCUUCGCGACUCGGGCCCUGCAGAGCUCGCCGCCGGUUGUUUCCGUGGGGGACAGAACUCCCAGGGCCCCCGCAGGCCGCCCUGCCUCUUCCGGGGACGCGCUCCUCAGAGGAGCCGACCCGACCCCGGGCUACGCGUGACCCCCUCUGACGUGGGGUGGGGGCCGCGUGGAUGACCUGCGCUCUGGGCCCCCAGGUGGAGCUGGAGGUCACGCUGCCGGGCGAAGGGAAGGACCGCAUCUUCAAGGUGUCCAUCAAGUGGGUGUCCUGCGUGAGCUUGCAGGCGUUACACGAUGCACUUUCGGGGCGGCUGCCCAGCGUCCCCUUCGAGACGAUCCAGGCCCUCGACGUGGUCAUGAGGCACCUGCCGUCCAUGAGGUACACGCCCGUGGGCCGCUCCUUUUUCACCGCCUCCGAGGGCUGCUCCAACCCCCUGGGCGGCGGCCGGGAAGUGUGGUUCGGCUUCCAUCAGUCCGUCCGCCCUUCUCUUUGGAAAAUGAUGCUAAAUAUUGAUGUCUCGGCAACGGCGUUCUACAAGGCACAGCCAGUCAUCGAGUUUGUUUGUGAAGUUUUGGAUUUUAAAAGUAUUGAAGAACAACAAAAACCUCUGACAGAUUCCCAAAGGGUCAAGUUUACCAAAGAAAUCAAAGGUCUGAAGGUGGAGAUCACUCACUGUGGGCAGAUGAAGAGGAAGUACCGCGUCUGCAACGUGACCCGGCGGCCGGCCAGCAACCAAACGUAACGGCUCCCCCGGCCCGUGGCCCUCCCGCCAGGCAGGGGCCCAGUGGGGACAGUGACUCCGGGAAAAAGGAUCCAGUCGGUUUUGAAAUUAGCCCAGGGUUCCCAAACCUCCCAGUGGAAGGAACCUGGGGGCUCCCGCCAGCCCCCCCGCUGUGUAGAGCAGGGGCCCCUCUGUCCCGAGCUUGGGGCUGAGCAUGCUGGGAGCAGCGGGCUGCUCUCCCUCCCCCAGUUCCUGGGCGUGGCCCCGUCUUAGCUGUGAGGGGCCCUGGCUUCACUUACCAGCCGGAUCCAGGGCCCUGAAGUGACUGCCAGGCUGCAGGGUGGGCACCGUCCUGGGGAGAAGCAGUAGGUGCGCCCCCCUCUCCUCCGCAUGGUCUCCUGGCCCAGAGGGUGUGGGGCACUGGUCCCGCACC